This is a messenger RNA of Protopterus annectens (West African lungfish), 2042 nucleotides long. Its product is annotated as serine/threonine-protein kinase NIM1-like. The transcript has 4 exons. Gene Ontology annotation, cellular component: cytoplasm. Gene Ontology annotation, biological process: protein phosphorylation; intracellular signal transduction; microtubule cytoskeleton organization. Bases 558 to 1856 code for a protein of 432 amino acids. The record is from RefSeq and is a predicted model, not a curated record. Lineage: Eukaryota; Metazoa; Chordata; Ceratodontiformes; Protopteridae. Gene Ontology annotation, molecular function: tau-protein kinase activity; ATP binding; protein serine/threonine kinase activity.
UCGCACACUGCUUUAAAUAAUUAUAAGCAAAGUAAAUGUGCUCAGAACAGAAUACAUUUAAUGUACUUUUUAUUGUUUUCAGUAUUUUCAGUACUUAUUUGCAACAUAUAAAAGAGACCAAAUGCAUUCACAGCUUGACUGUUAAGUAAUUAACCUAAAUUUGAAAUGUGGACCAAAUAUGAGAGAUAUAUUUUGUCUAGACAAUAUUAUAACUGCACCUCCUGCCUUCUUCCAGAACCAGGAUUAACAUAAUUGUUUUAUAAUCCUUUAAGAGGGGACCCUGAUACUAAUAAUCUGGUAGCCAAUAAUAUGAUUGGAUGAAAAGAAAGACAGAUGACACAUUACAGUUUUAAUCUUGGUCCUUGUACUUCUAGAUACUGCAACCCUGCAAUAUUAGAACUAUAAAAAGCCAACCCACACAAGCAACACCGGCAUCAGGUGAUAUGCACAAGUGUCAGAUUGUGAUUUGGAAAGCACACAGCAGUAUUUGAAAUCAUAUCCGUAUUUUCACAUCAAAAGUUUUUUGCAUAAGAGCAGAUCCAAACAUUUUAAUUAAAAUGACUGUUUGGUCAGAUAAUGAAAGUAUGGUAACGACUUGGAAUGCCAAAGAUCACAAAUGUAAUGCAGAAGCCAUGGGAGAAUCCAAAAACUGCAACACAGGGCUAAUAGAAAAAGAAGAAAAAGAACAGAACACAAAAAUGACACCUUUUGAAAGAGAAGUUUACAGCAUGCUAAAUGAAGACAAGUUGGUGACUGAGAUUAUUUGUGGAAAACGAAUUGGUUUCUACCAGUUUAGAGGAAAAAUUGGAAGUGGGAACUUCGCCCAUGUCAGACUUGGAAUUCAUACUUUAACAAAAGAAAAAGUUGCCAUCAAGAUCUUGGAAAAAGCUCAUCUGGAUCAGCAGAAACAAGAUUUCCUCAAACAUGAAAUAUUGAGCAUGGAGAGUCUUCAUCACCCCAACAUUAUUCGCUUAUAUGAAGUAGUGGAGACCCCAAAACGUUUACAUCUGGUGAUGGAGUAUGCAGCAGGUGGGGACCUAUUUACGAAACUUGGUACCUAUGGAAGAAUGUCAGAAAAUGAGGGUAAAUUCACAUUCGCUCAAGUGGUUUCAGCUUUAAAGCAUAUGCAUGACAACAACAUUGUUCAUCGAGACAUCAAAGCAGAAAAUAUCUUCUACAGCAGUAGGUACUGUGUUAAACUGGGUGACUUUGGUUUCAGUACCUUCUGUUACCCCAGUGAACCCUUGAAGACCCUCUGUGGCUCCCCACCAUAUGCAGCCCCCGAGCUCUUUAGAAAUGAAAAGUACAUUGGAAUGUAUGUAGAUGUCUGGGCUUUAGGAAUCCUGCUUUACUUCAUGAUUACUGCAACUAUGCCUUUCAAGGCAGACACAUUUGGAAGACUGAAGUGUUGCAUCUUACAGGGUUCAUACAGCAUCCCUUCCUAUGUCUCAGAGCCUUGCCAGAAACUAAUUCAAGGAAUGCUGCGAAUAGUUCCAGUUGACCGAAGUAUUCUGACACAGAUCAUGAACUGUACAUGGUUAAAGGGUAUUGAAUUUCCUAAUGCAUACAGUGGUUUCCGUUUAACUCCAUCAUGGUUAGCAGAUUCCGCACCAAUGAACCAGCAGGAGAACGAAGUGAAAAAAAGUCUAAUUAAUCUUGGUAUAACAGAAGAGCACAUUAGGAACAAUCCUUGCCAGGAUUCUAGGAGUGCAAUUACAGGAACCUACAGAAUUCUACUGGGCCGUGUGAUAAAGAGGUAUUUUACAGAAGGAAUCACAAAUACAAGAAUCUGUGAUCAGCAAAGAGGACAAGGAAAGCAUAAAAAGCAGGUUUCUGUUGCAUGUACAAUACUAUAAAGAUGACUUUUUCACUCAUGUUCAUAUUUAAGUGGCAUUUUCUUGUUUGUCUAAUUCCAGACGGUGAUUUAUUAAUAUUGUGUUGAAGUAAACUAUUUCUGUUAAAGAAAAAAAUAUGCAUACGCUGUAAAAAAUCAUUAAUGAUGAUUUUUCACAUGUACAUGUUCUAAGGAAUAUAUUUUCAGA